This is a messenger RNA of Heteronotia binoei (common prickly gecko), 3456 nucleotides long. It is a transcript of the gene NRP2, whose product is annotated as neuropilin 2. Gene Ontology annotation, biological process: axon guidance; vascular endothelial growth factor signaling pathway; angiogenesis. Gene Ontology annotation, cellular component: membrane. The record is from RefSeq and is a predicted model, not a curated record. The transcript is spliced from 16 exons. NCBI's taxonomy places the organism in Eukaryota, Metazoa, Chordata, Lepidosauria, Squamata, Gekkonidae. Gene Ontology annotation, molecular function: semaphorin receptor activity; vascular endothelial growth factor receptor activity. The coding region runs from base 56 to 2791 and encodes 911 amino acids.
GAAGCCCCCUCGGAGGCAGCGCCGCUCGGCGGGGAUCGCCCCGCUGCCGCCCAACAUGGAUACGUUUCCUCUCCUUUGGGGAUUUGUAUGUCUCUUCGUGGCCGGAUCGGGAGCCCUGGCGCAAGCAGCUCAAUCGUGCGGGGGCCGUUUGAAUUCCAAAGAUGCUGGCUACAUCACUUCACCUGGCUAUCCGCAGGACUACCCCUCCCACCAGAACUGCGAGUGGAUCAUUUACGCCCCAGAGCCCAAUCAGAAGAUUAUCCUCAACUUCAAUCCUCACUUUGAAAUCGAGAAACACGACUGCAAGUAUGACUUCAUCGAGAUCCGAGACGGGGACAGCGAUUCAGCCGACCUGCUGGGGAAGCACUGUGGAAACAUCGCUCCCCCAACUAUCACAUCAUCGGGCCCUUCUCUGUAUAUUAAAUUCACCUCCGACUAUGCGCGCCAAGGGGCCGGCUUCUCCCUGCGCUACGAGAUCUACAAGACAGGUUCAGAAGAUUGUUCUCGAAACUUCACCAACUCGAACGGUACCAUUGAAUCCCCGGGAUUUCCUGAUAAGUAUCCUCAUAAUUUGGACUGCACUUUCACCAUCAUGGCCAAGCCAAAGAUGGAGAUCAUCCUUCAAUUUCUAACCUUUGACCUCGAAAAUGACCCUUUGCAAGUCGGGGAGGGUGACUGCAAGUAUGACUGGCUGGACAUCUGGGAUGGCAUUCCUCAAGUCGGCCCCUUAAUCGGCAGGUACUGUGGCACCAAAACCCCGUCAGAGAUCCGCUCAACAACCGGCAUCCUGUCACUCACAUUCCACACAGAUUUGGCAGUGGCUAAAGACGGCUUUUCAGCGCGCUAUUACUUGGUUCAGCAGGAGGCGCCAGAGAAUUUCCAGUGCAACAUUCCCUUGGGGAUGGAGUCUGGCCGGAUCUCCAAUGAACAGAUCACCGCCUCCAGUACUUACUCUGACGGCAGGUGGACCCCGCAGCAGAGCCGGCUCAACAGUGACGACAACGGGUGGACGCCCAAUAUGGAUAACAACAAGGAGUACUUACAGGUGGACCUUCGCUUCCUGACAGUGCUGACCGCCAUUGCCACCCAGGGCGCCAUCUCUCGAGAAACACAAAAUGGCUACUACAUCCGGUCGUACAAGCUGGAAGUCAGCACAAAUGGGGAGGACUGGAUGAUGUAUCGGCAUGGCAAAAACCAUAAAGUAUUCCAGGCAAACACCGAUGCUUCGGAAGUAGUUCUCAACAAACUCCACGCUCCCGUGUUGACUCGGUUUGUACGGAUCAGGCCCCAACUCUGGCACAGCGGAAUUGCCCUCCGGUUGGAGCUUUACGGCUGCCGUAUCACAGAUUCACCCUGCUCCAAUAUGUUGGGGAUGCUUUCCGGGCUCAUCCCAGACUCCCAGAUCUCUGCUUCCUCCACCAGAGAAUAUCCCUGGGCCCCCAGCGUCGCCCGCCUGGUCAGCAGCCGCUCGGGAUGGUUCCCCCGCAUACCUCCAGCGCAGCCCGGGGAGGAGUGGCUGCAAGUAGACCUGGGGGUCCCGAAGAACGUGAAAGGGGUGAUCAUUCAAGGAGCUCGCGGAGGGGACAGCAUCAGCGAAGCCCGAGCUUUUGUGAGGAAGUUUAAAGUGGCUUAUAGCUUGAAUGGGAAGGACUGGGAAUUCAUACAAGACCCCAAGACGAUGCAACCUAAGAUAUUCGAAGGAAACAUGCACUACGACACCCCCGACGUCCGAAGGUUUGAUCCUGUCCCAGCACAAUACAUCAGGGUUCAUCCCGAAAGAUGGUCUCCAGCAGGAAUCGGGAUGCGCUUGGAGGUGCUGGGGUGCGACUGGACAGAUGUAAAGUCCACCGCAGAGACACUGAAGCCCACCUUGAAAAGCGAGGAGACCACCACACAGUUCCCCCCGGAUGAAGAAGUCACAGAGUGUGGUGACAGCUGUAUGGACAAUGGAGAUUUCCAGCUCCCCAUAGGAUUCAACUGCAACUUUGAUAUUCCCGGAGACCUUUGUGGUUGGACGCAUGAUGCAUCUACAGGGUUUACGUGGACUUUCCAUUCAAGAAACACCUGGACAAGCCACAUGGGACCAGGCAUCGGGGCCUUCCCAGAUGCCAGGCAUUAUUUGAGGCUGCAGAGCAGCGCGAGAAGAGAAGGGCAGCACGCCCGGCUGGUCAGCCCUGUGGUCUUCUCACCCCGCAGCACUUUGUGCAUGGUGUUCCGGUACCAGCUUUCCGGUGGGAUGGGGACAACGCUCCGGGUGUUACGGGAAGCGAUCCACGAGAUCAACCUGCUGUGGAUGGUCAGGGAGGACCAAGGGGAUGAGUGGAGAGAGGGCAAGAUCCAGCUGCGGGGCUACGGCUUGGAGUAUCAGAUCGUGUUUGAGGGAAUUAUAGGCGAAGGACAUUCAGGAGAGAUUGCCAUCAAUGAUGUCCGAAUAGGCACCGACAGCUCCCUGGAGAACUGUAUGGAACCCAUCUCAGCUUUUCCUGAUGAGCACACUUUUGGGAUUUCAGGGGGCACCCUUCUGCCAGGGAGCGAGCCCACAGUGGACACGGUGUCAGUGCAGCCCAUCCCAGCCUACUGGUAUUACGUUAUGGCCGCCGGAGGUGCUGUUCUGGUGCUGGUCUCCGUCGCGCUGGCCCUGGUGCUCCACUACCACCGCUUCCGCUAUGCGGCCAAGAAGAGCGAUCACUCCAUCACCUACAAAACCGCCCACUAUGCCAACGGGGCCCCUUUGGCAGUGGAGCCCACCUUAACGAUAAAACUAGAACAAGACCGCAGCUCGCAUUGCUGAGAGUUCGGAAACAGGAAACACAACAGACAAAAAUUUCUAAAGACUUCAAAAUACGUUGCCUCAAUUUUGCACUUUUUUCUCCUUGCCCAGCAUAUAUGUGAACUCGAGACAUCUCUUCUCCCCAGCCCCCACCCCAUUGUGUUCUUUUUACAAACUCUUAACUAUAAUGCUGCAUCUUGGAUCGCCAGAAGAGACUUGCUUCUCCCCUGUCUCUUUGAAAGUGAAUGCUCCUUUAUUAUUAUUUUUCAAAGACUUAUUUUUCCCCCCAGUGGACAACUUGCAAGAAAAGAGCAAGUUAGGAGGGGUAUGCAAGAGUAUAUGUGUGUGUGCUUGUAUAUCUUUAUCUAUAUACCUGUAUGUAAGUGUGCAUGUGUGGGUGACAUCAGCUGAACGGCCAUUCAGAAAGGGCCUUUGGAACUUGCUCGUACUCCUCCAACUUUCACAAGGAGUGCUUUUUUUUUUUUACCCUCCCCUUCCUCAUGGGAAGGCCUGGGAAUACCUUUCUGAUGAUGAAUACCCCAGUUUUGUUUAUUCGGAGAAGUGAACGAUGCUUUUUGUUGCCUUAUCUAGCAUGGGCUGGGUUUAAUCGGUAUCGACAUGUAUCCGACCGCUCUACCGAGCAAUGUUUGAACCCUUCCUCCACUCUAAGGGGUCUUCCUUCAACU